AUGGGGAAGAAAGAAACGACCCUUGAGGGUCACGUCAGUGGACAAUGCAACAAGCCAAUGUCCGCACCCGCUCACAGCCUUACGCUGGAGCAAGUCAAGACCGAGCUGAAGACCGAUGAAUGGCAUGGUCUUGAUGACUCCGAAGCCAAGCGUCGUGUCGACGACUAUGGCGCCAACGAACUUGGAGAAGCUGAGAGCGUCUCCCCAGUCAAGAUUCUCAUCGCGCAGGUCGCCAACGCUAUGACGCUAGUCCUCAUCAUGGCCAUGGCUGUCAGUUUCGGUAUCAAGUCCUGGAUCGAAGGUGGUGUUGUCGCCUUCGUUAUCGGUCUCAACAUCGUCGUCGGUUUCUUCCAGGAAUGGUCCGCUGAGAAGACCAUGGAUUCCCUACGCUCCCUCAGUUCGCCUACUGCCCGUCUCAUCCGCGGUGGCCAGCAAGUUACCAUCCCUUCCGCUGACGUUGUGCCUGGAGAUGUCAUUGAGGUCAAGGUUGGAGACACCAUCCCUGCCGAUAUGCGUGUCUUUGACGCCGUCAACUUCGAGACCGACGAGGCUCUGCUUACCGGAGAGUCUCUGCCUGUUCGCAAGCAAGAGGACGCCACUUUCGAAGAGAAGACUGGUCCCGGAGAUCGUCUCAACGUUGCCUACAGCUCUUCCUCGGUCACCAAGGGCCGAGCCAAGGGAAUUGUCUUCGCAACCGGUGCCUACACCGAAAUUGGUGCUAUCGCUGCUCAGCUCCGCGAGACCAAGUCCAAGGUCCGACCUGUCAAGCGAAAGGAGAACGGAAAGGCAAAGCCUCACCGUUACCUCGAGGCUUACACACUCACCACUACCGACGCUAUUGGUCGCUUUUUGGGUCUCAACGUCGGAACGCCUCUCCAGAAGAAGCUUUCCAAGCUAGCCGUGUUGCUCUUCUUCAUUGCCGUCGUGUGUGCCAUCAUCGUCCUUGCAGCCAACGAGUUCAGUUCUCGCCAGGAAGUCAUCAUUUACGCUGUCGCCACCGGCCUGUCCAUGAUUCCCGCUAGUUUGGUCGUUGUGCUCACGAUUACUAUGGCCGCUGGUACCAAGUCCAUGGUUAAGCGCAAUGUUAUCGUCCGAAACCUGAAGUCCCUCGAGGCUCUCGGUGGUGUUACCGACAUCUGCUCUGACAAGACCGGAACGCUUACGCAGGGUAAAAUGAUUGCCCGUGGUGCUUGGAUCCCAGGUGUUGGAACCUACACUAUCGAGGAUUCCACCGCUCCCCAGGACCCCACUGCUGGUCACGUGCGCUUUGGCUCCGCUGCACCUAGCCAGAUGGACCUCAAGUCCGGAGGCGAGGCUUGCGGUGAGCGUCUCGGUGUUGAGAAGCUUGAAGGCCACAACAUCGAAGGCUUCGGUGAGUUCCUCAAGGUCGCGUCUUUGGCCAACUUGGCUGCUGUCAAGCAGAACAAUGAAGGCGCCUGGGAGGCUCAUGGUGAUCCCACCGAAAUCGCUAUCCAGGUUUUCGCCUCCCGGUUCGGCAUGAACCGCAGCCAUCUCGUCAAGGGCGACUCUGCUACCUGGGAGGAUCUCGUUGAGCUUCCCUUCGAUUCCGACGUCAAGCGCAUGUCAGUUAUCAUGAAGCACACCUCAGGCAACUACGCUUUCACCAAGGGUGCCGUCGAGCGCGUCAUUCAGAGCUGUACCACCUACCUCGCUGACGGCAAGGAGCAAUCUCAACCCAUCACUGACGAGUUCCGCGAGGAGAUCCUUUCCCACAUGCAAGCUCUGGCCAGUCUCGGUCUCCGUGUCUUGGCUCUGGCCAGCAAGAAGUACCCCGGCGAAGUUGAGAAGGGUGCUGAAGUUGCCCGUACCUCUGUCGAAUCCGACCUUGUCUUCCGUGGUCUCAUCGGUCUUUACGACCCUCCCCGUCCUGAAUCCGCUGUCGCUGUCCGCCAAUGCCACGAGGCUGGUAUUGAGGUCCACAUGUUGACUGGUGACCAUCCUGAGACAGCAAAGGCUAUUGCCAUUGAAGUCCAUAUCCUGCCAUCGGCCGACCGCUACAAGAGGAUCUCUGCCGAUAUCGCCAAGUCGCUGGUUAUGACUGCUUCUGAAUUCGAUGAACUCACUGAUGAUCAAGUCGAUGAGCUCCCUGUCCUGCCGUUGGUCGUAGCCCGUUGUGCGCCUAGCACAAAGGUUCGCAUGAUCGAAGCUCUCCACCGCCGCGGCCGAUUCUGCGCCAUGACUGGUGACGGUGUCAACGAUUCUCCCUCGCUGAAGCGUGCCGACGUUGGUAUUGCCAUGGGUCAAGCCGGUUCCGACGUCGCCAAGGAAGCCUCCGAUAUCGUCCUCACAGACGACAACUUCGCAUCCAUUCUCGCUGCCAUUGAAGAAGGUCGCCGUAUCUUCGACAACAUUCAGAAGUUCGUGCUGCACGUCUUGGCCGAGAACGUCGCUCAGGCUGGUACACUUCUCGUUGGUCUUGCCUUCAAAGACAGGACUGGUCUCUCCGUUUUCCCUCUUGCGCCCGUACAGGUUGUGUGGAUCAUCAUGGCCACAUCUGGAUUGCCUGACAUGGGUCUCGGUUUCGAACGCGCCGUCCCUGAUAUCCUGAACCGCCCACCUCAAUCCCUCAAGACGGGUAUCUUCACCAUGGAGUUCCUCGUCGACAUGGUCGUCUAUGGCCUCUGGAUCACGCUUCUCUGUUUGGCCAGUUUCGUGCUCGUCGUCUUCGGAUUCGGUGACGGAGAGCUCGGUCAGGGUUGCAAUGAGACAUAUUCCGAGCAGUGCGAGUUGGUUUUCCGUGCCCGCGCCUGCACAUUCGCCUGUCUGACAUGGUUCGCUCUCUUCCUCGCCUGGGAGAUGAUUGACAUGCGUCGUUCUUUCUUCCGCAUGCAGCCCGGCAGCAAGCGCUACUUCACCCAGUGGAUGCUCGAUGUAUGGAGGAACCAGUUCCUCUUCUGGGCCAUUAUGAUCGGCUUCGUCCUCCUCUUCCCACUCAUCUACAUCCCCGUUCUCAACACGGUUGUGUUCAAGCACGCCCCCAUCGACUGGGAGUGGGGCAUCGUCUUCGUCGAGACUGGUAUCUUCUUUGCCGGUAUCGAGCUCUGGAAGUGGUGCAAGCGCGUCUACUUCCGCCGUAUGGCUGCUAAGCACGGCAAUGGAAAGGUCGACAAGAACAUGGACAUCGAGGACCGUACCUUUGGUCGCUACUACAGCCGCGACUCUUCUGUCGCUGGUAGCGAGAACAUGCAGGAGAAGGCUUAG
Messenger RNA from Alternaria metachromatica, 3222 nucleotides. RefSeq lists its product as uncharacterized. The coding region runs from base 1 to 3222 and encodes 1073 amino acids. Lineage: Eukaryota; Fungi; Ascomycota; Dothideomycetes; Pleosporales; Pleosporaceae. Gene Ontology annotation, molecular function: ATP binding; P-type calcium transporter activity; ATP hydrolysis activity. Gene Ontology annotation, biological process: calcium ion transmembrane transport; intracellular calcium ion homeostasis. The record is from RefSeq and is a predicted model, not a curated record. Gene Ontology annotation, cellular component: plasma membrane. The transcript has 2 exons.